AUGUACUUGGUCACGGUCACUGGGAAUCUCCUCAUCAUCCUGGCCAGCGUCACGGACCCCCACCUGCACACCCCCAUGUACUUCUUCCUCUCCAACCUGUCCUUUGCCGACAUCGGCUUCACCUCCACCACCGUCCCCAAGAUGCUGCUGAACAUCCAGACACAGAACAAAGCCAUAACCUACGCGGGCUGUCUCAGCCAGGUGUUUUUCUUCACAUUUUAUGCAGGUGUGGACAACUUCCUCCUGACAGUCAUGGCCUAUGACCGGUUUGUGGCCAUCUGCCAUCCCCUGCACUACAUGGUCAUCAUGAACCCCCAGUUCUGUGGCCUCCUGCUUCUUGCAUCCUGGGUCUGCGUGGUCUCCCUGUUCUACGGGACGGCGCUCGGCGUGUACCUCAGCUCCGCCGCUACCCACAACUCCAGGGAUAGUGCAACAGCCUCGGUGAUGUACACGGUGGUCACCCCCAUGCUGAACCCCUUCAUCUACAGUCUCAGAAACAAGGACAUAAAGCAGGCCCUGGUGAGGCUCUUCAGCUGCAGAGCAACCCCAAUGUGA
Talpa occidentalis (Iberian mole) is the source of this 555-nucleotide messenger RNA. RefSeq names its product olfactory receptor 7A10-like. NCBI's taxonomy places the organism in Eukaryota, Metazoa, Chordata, Mammalia, Eulipotyphla, Talpidae. Gene Ontology annotation, cellular component: membrane. Gene Ontology annotation, molecular function: olfactory receptor activity; G protein-coupled receptor activity. The record is from RefSeq and is a predicted model, not a curated record. Gene Ontology annotation, biological process: G protein-coupled receptor signaling pathway. The coding region runs from base 1 to 555 and encodes 184 amino acids. The transcript is spliced from 2 exons.